AUCUAAACCAAUGAAAAUAGUCGUUACAAAUUGUAUACAAACGCAGUGCUCUUUCUUUGUGCGCCAUUUUACAAGAGAGAGACCGCCACACGUUUUUUUCAAAAGUGAAGUAAUUCGUGUCAGAAAAAAAAAUGUCUGAAGAUAACCAACAAAAGAAGGACGAUGUCAAGAAUGAAACAGAACAUAUAAAUCUCAAAGUUACAGGACAAGAUGGUAGUGUUGUACAUUUCAAGAUCAAAAGGAACACACCUCUCCGCAAACUCAUGUCAGCAUACUGUGAUAGAGCUGGUCUUAAACUUGGUGUUGUCAGGUUUAGGUUUGAUGGUAAUCCUAUAAAUGAAACAGAUACACCUCAUGGGCUUGAUAUGGAAGAUGGGGAUUCAAUAGAUGUGUUUCAACAACAGACAGGAGGUUCAUCGUUACUAUGAUAUAUUUCAUAAACUUUUGGGACAGACAUUUUCUAAGCUGAGGCAGGCGCAGAACACCUUUCUUAAUCAACAACUGUGUCACUCUUUUUUAAAAAGAAAUUUCUCAACUCGUACUGGAAUCUAGGAUUAGUUGCAAUUUUUAAAAAAGUGGUUUUAGUUGGUUUGUGUUUUAACAUUUGCUUUUGUGUUAACAUAUAUGAUUAAUUAUCAGUGAAAUAAUGGACUUUAGAGAAUGUACUGAAAAGUGUUAUCCUUUGUGCAAACUUGAAAAAGUGGAUAGGAUUUAGAACUUCACAAAGAUCUAUCCAUGUUAUAUUUUGUAGAAUAUGUUGUCAUAGUCACUACAGUCAGGUGGCAUUCGAUAUCACAUCUCAUCAUUUCAUACUUACCCAUAUCAUCUUUUCAUUGUAAAUAUAUGCUUUAAUCAUGUUUAACUCAUCAAUAGCAAUUGUUUCGUGUUGUAAUAAAUUUUGAUCUGACAUAAAAAUGAAUGAUAGGUCAAAGACAUUUCAUAUUAAUAGUAGCUGUUUUACCAAGUUUCUCCACAUAAAAGAACAUAAUAAAAGUAUAUUAUAGGUUUUUGGUUAUUAUGAAAAGACAAAAGAACUUACUAUUACAUGUAUACUAGAUAUGUAUGAUUUUUCACAUUAAAAAAAUUCCACAUUGCCAUGGUGACAAAUUUUUAAAGAAGUAAAACCACCACUUCAAAAAGGUAAUUUAUUAAAAAGGAAAAGAAUUGUCACUUGCUGGCAAGUGUGAAAUCUAAAAAUACUUGGUAAAGAAAUGAGACAAUUUAAAUACUGAUUUUUGCAUUGUGUAUAGUAAAUGUUUCAUUCAUUAAAUGUUUUAAUGAAAA
This is a messenger RNA of Mercenaria mercenaria, 1284 nucleotides long. RefSeq names its product small ubiquitin-related modifier 3-like. Gene Ontology annotation, cellular component: nucleus. NCBI's taxonomy places the organism in Eukaryota, Metazoa, Mollusca, Bivalvia, Venerida, Veneridae. Bases 132 to 428 code for a protein of 98 amino acids. Gene Ontology annotation, biological process: protein sumoylation. Gene Ontology annotation, molecular function: ubiquitin-like protein ligase binding; protein tag activity. The transcript is spliced from 4 exons. The record is from RefSeq and is a predicted model, not a curated record.